GCGAUACCUCAACUCCAGUAGCGAGAGGGGCAAACUGCGACGGGGAUGUCGGGAAGCCGACUACUGAGGAGGGCGCAGGUGUACACUGCAACGUGGCUAGGAGGUGCCGCGGGGAUGCGGGGCGCCGGGGGGGGACUGAGCACGACGCUGGUGGGAAAGGUGAGCGGAGUGGCAGUCGAGGGCGGCAGUGUAAGGGCACCGCGAGGAGGUCCUGGAGAAGGGAGUGCAUCUGACUGUCCGCCCGGGCCUGAUGGUGGAGCGGCGGGGGGAACAGCGGCAGGCUGCGAGGGAGCAGGGAUAGAAGAGGUCGCAGCCGCCAAGGGAGUAGGAAGGAGGUUGGAUGGGGGUGGAGGGGGUGCAGGGCGGGGGAAGCGUGCCGGCAAGAAUGGAAGAGUAGAGGAAGAAGGGGGUGCGCUCGAAGGCGCGGCCACCUGUGAGGGUGGGGGUGGCUUAAGGCCGGCGAUGGAUCAGAAGCCAGGUGAGACUGGCGCGGACUACGAAGCACGGCUGGCGGCCAUCGUAGCCGAAGGCAAGAAGCGGGCAGACGCAGCAGCARCAGCACGGAAGAAGAAAGAAGCAGAGGCAGAGAGGCUACGUCUUCUGGCUGAAGAGCAGCAACAGAAGCACGCAGCAGCAGCAGCCAAGGCCGCCGAUGAAGAACGUGCACGGCGACGCGAGGUCAUAUUCAGGGAGGAAAGUGCACUUCACGCACAGGCUAAGGAUUGGCAAAAAGAGGCCGAGAACGGCGACCCCGUUGACGUCGGGAGCAGAGUGUCUCAACUACUGAACCGCGUCACGGACCUCCUUGCUACUUGUAUUGCGCAGCAGGAGGAUAUCCAUUCGCUCGACCACACCAACCAGGUGCAACAACAGUCCAUGGACAAGAUGCUCCAGCGCAUCCAGCAGCUGGAGCAGCAGCUUGCUACCGCCAACUCCGGCGCCGGUCCUUCCGACCUCGUCGACCGCGUCAACUUUUUGGAGAUUGACAUGGGAGUACUCAAGACCGGGGCGCAACAUGUCUGCACCGCCGUCGGCUCCAGCUCGACGCCACGGGAAUCCAUUGUCAAAUUUGACGGGCUUCCGAUCUUCUGUGAAUCAUCGAAGACGGACCCCAUACCGUGGUGGCGUCAGUUUGAACUCAAGUUGGACCUUCACCACGUGAUCGACACAAACAGGCAUGCAUAUCUGUACUCCCGUUCGGGAGGAGUGUGCCAAGCAUGGCUGGAUAACAUGCUGUCCGCACAUGCCUGUACAGUCACCGAACUGCACAAGUACAUCAGCUGGGCAGAUCUCACGGCGGCGUGGAAAAAGCGUUUCCAAGUCGAACCGCCGGAGCACCUCGCGAUGGACAAGUUGCUGACGUUUUCGCAGAACAAUCUGCCAAGCGGUGAUUGGAUUUCUGAGUUCCAACGCCUGGCUAGCACGCCCAAGUUGCCGAUGAACUUCGACGGCAUCAAGCUGUACUUCAUCAAGCGGUCGUGCCCGACAUUGCAGAACGCGUUGACUCACGUCGCCGACACCCUCACCACAAGUGAGGAGCUCUUCAACAAGGCUGCGCAGAUCAUUGUCACGAAUCUGGCCGCCCGGAACACGGGCCCUUCGUCAUCUGCCGGCCAGGGCACGCAUCAGCAUUGGCCCAAGGUGGCCGUGGUCGCAGCARCAACGCCUAGCGACCCUUCAACUUCUUCGAACGAGGCUGCUUCAUCUGAUCAGGGAGCCAGACUAGCAGCUGCCCAGAAUGGUGGCCGCCCCGCCAAAGGACGAGGACGCGGCAAGCUGAAGACAACCACCAAUACUUCUUCUGGGCCCGGACAGGCAGCUCAAGAACAAGGCCCUUGGACAACAUACGGUUUGUCGCCACGCGCAUAUAAAAUUCGCACCAAGUACCGUUAUUGCUUGUGGUGCAAUAGCUCCGCUCAUGAGUCAGCGAGUUGUCCCGCGAAGGCCAAGGGUCCCUCCCAGUCGGGAAAGUGAGCACCGCCGAGAGUGUUGCGACGGCACUCUCGACGCCUUCGGAACCG
Chara braunii is the source of this 2021-nucleotide messenger RNA. The record is from the annotation of a GenBank genome assembly. NCBI's taxonomy places the organism in Eukaryota, Viridiplantae, Streptophyta, Charophyceae, Charales, Characeae.